Messenger RNA from Pygocentrus nattereri (red-bellied piranha), 4781 nucleotides. RefSeq names its product dachshund d (gene dachd). The record is from RefSeq and is a predicted model, not a curated record. NCBI's taxonomy places the organism in Eukaryota, Metazoa, Chordata, Actinopteri, Characiformes, Serrasalmidae. Bases 293 to 2083 code for a protein of 596 amino acids. The transcript has 11 exons.
UUUCAGCUCAUUUUCUUUCCUGUCAUUCUCUCGCUCAAUCUUUGAUGAUUGUCCCGCCGCGCAGAGCCCCGUUUUCUCUCCCCACCUCGCUUUUCCCAGCCUCCUUUUUUCCCUCUUCCUUUUCCACUUCUCAGCGGACUUGCGCCGCCGUGGAUUUCGUCUUCUCUCAGACAGCUGCCGUUACUUUUUUGUUGUUUUCGCAGGGGUUGUGGUGUUUCUUUGAGCCGUUCACGCUGGGGUUGCUCUCUUGCCCCUCUCUCCACGUUGAACUUGCACUCGUAGGGUGAGAACCAUGGCCGUCCCGGCUGCUCUGAUCCCCCCUUCCCCUCUGGUCCAGCCGUCUCCCAUCUCCGCCUCGUCCUCGGUCAGCACCUCUUCGCCCUCGGCCACUUCUUCCUCCCCUUCUCCGUCCGUGGCUCCUCCGUUCCGGCCGGAGCUUCUCACCACUAGCAGCCCGGGGGUGCCUCUGCCCGCCAAGCCCGUCUACUCGACCCCGUCGCCCGUUGAGAACACGCCGCAGAACAACGAGUGCAAAAUGGUCGAGCUGCGGGGCGCCAAGGUGGCCUCGUUCACGGUGGACGGCUGCGAGCUCAUCUGCCUCCCGCAGGCUUUCGACCUGUUCCUCAAGCACCUGGUCGGCGGGCUGCACACCGUCUACACCAAGCUCAAGCGCCUGGAGAUCACGCCGGUGGUCUGCAACGUGGAGCAGGUCCGCAUCCUGCGCGGGCUCGGCGCCAUCCAGCCCGGAGUCAACCGCUGCAAGCUCAUCUCCAGGAAGGACUUCGAGACGCUCUACAACGACUGCACCAACGCCAGCUCAAGACCUGGGAGGCCUCCGAAGAGGACGCAGAGUGUUACAUCGCCAGAGAACCCUCACAUCAUGCCCCACUCUGUGCCGGGCCUUAUGUCGCCAGGAAUAAUUCCCCCUACAGGCCUCACAGCUGCAGCCGCUGCCGCAGCAGCCGCCACCAAUGCCGCCAUUGCCGAGGCCAUGAAGGUGAAGAAGAUCAAGCUGGAGGUGAUGAGCAGCUACCACGGUAACAACACUCAGCACGGCGCAGACUCAGAGAACGGAGACCUGAGCUCCAGCGUGGGUUUGGAACUGCCAUUCAUGAUGAUGCCCCACCCCCUGAUCCCUGUCAGCCUGCCUCCUGCAUCAGUCACCAUGGCAAUGAGUCAGAUGAACCACCUCAGCACCAUCGCCAAUAUGGCCGCCGCAGCACAGGGACAGAGUGCCCCAUCCAGAAUGGUGACAUCAGUGAUUAAGGAGCGGGUGCCUGACAGUCCCUCCCCUGCUCCUUCUCUGGAAGACGGCAGAAGGCCGGGGAGCCGUCCCUCAUCCCAGCGCAGCAGCAGCGUCUCUAGCUCCCCUGCACACACUGAAAGCUCCUCUGACAGAAUCCCUGUUCACCAGAAUGGGCUCUCAAUGAACCAGGCCCUUUUGGGCCUCUCGCCCAGCAUCCUUCCUGGACCUAAGGAGGGUGACCUGGCCACUCAUGACAUCGGCCACGAGGCCAAGAGAAUGCACCCUGAGAAAGAAGAAGCUCCCUUGUGUACUCCAACAGCGAGAGACAGCUAUGAGAGGUUGUCGUUGGCUGGCCAGGCUUUACCGCCCGGAUUCCCAUCGCCUUUCCUGUUUCCUGAUGGACUUUCAUCAAUAGAGACCCUCCUGACCAACAUACAGGGUCUGCUGAAGGUGGCCAUCGAUAACGCCCGUGCUCAGGAGAAGCAGGUGCAACUAGAGAAGACUGAGCUAAAGAUGGAGCUGUUCAGAGAGAGGGAACUCCGAGAGACCCUGGAGAAGCAGUUGGCUGUAGAGCAGAAGAACAGAGCAAUAAUUCAGAAGCGCUUGAAGAAAGAGAAGAAGGCCAAGAGGAAAUUGCAGGAGGCGCUGGAGUAUGAGUGCAAGCGGAGAGAGCAGGCAGAACAGUCACUCAAACAGUCCUCACCUACAGAGAGCCUCCGCUCCCUCAACGACUCGUUGACCCAGGAGAUAGAGACUGACCGCAGCAGUGGCAGAACAGAUGCUGAAAGGACAAUACAAGAUGGAAGACUAUUUUUGAAGACCACAGUGAUGUACUGAUGGCAUGUGCGGAGGACUUAUGAAGUCUGUCAUAUGAAGAUUCAGAAGAAUUCUGUCAUAUGAAGAUUGUCAUAUGAAGAGCGCCCUGUUUAAGGGUCUUUUUAGUUACAAAAACAGGUCAGGCUGAUCGCAGAGGCUCCAUGGAGGUGGCUGAGUUUGGCCCACAGCUGAAGGAAGGGCCAUGUCAGAAUGUAGAAUUAGGACUUUUCUUCUCACCAGUAUCAACAACAUAUUGUGACAGAUAUGGGAUUAAUUGCGUCGGCUGUUUUGAAGGCGACAAUUUGAGCACAGUAAAAAUGUACCGCGAGGUACACUCGGUGAUUAUACUUACAACAAAUCCACAGCACUGAAGAUUUUUAUACUGUAUUUAAACCAGCGAGAAAGCUUUGAAAAAGAAAUUCUGAUCCAGGGGUUUUGUUUUGUAAUAAGAAAAAUGAUAAAUCCUUAAUGUCAUAGCAUAUUGCCAAGUUGUUAAAGAUCCUAGCUUGGAGCAAAAGCCUCUGGAAAUGUGAAUUUGAAUAUAUGUUGAUCAAUAGAAACGACUAAUCUUUGCUUUAAAUGUUUUCUAAAUUAGAAAAAAAAAUACAAUCAAGUUUCAUUUUUAUCAUUGUUGUACAUACAAGAACAGAAAAUAGGUUAACCCGCUCACUUUGUUAUGUGUAUAUAAAGUUAAAAGAAGGUAUUGUGUAUGCAGUAGAUCUAUUAGGAAAACAAUACCAACAUUUAUAUUGAAUUUAUAGAUUUGUUUCUGAGCCAUCAUUCUUUCAGAUAGCUGCCAUUACGGUGGAAGCAUGCAGGCAUGUAAAUGUUUGUCCUGAAUUCCUGUUACUCAAUAAAUACUUAACUGUGUUGAACAACUAGGGUUGAUUCACUUACACCCUGAUAAAUUUGACUAAAACCAUUACUUCACAGUUCAGCUCCCAGAUCAGCAUCUGUGUUAAAUGCAUUCUAAGAGAAUCUCCUUAGUGUGUUGACUUUACAGCUGGCAUAUGCAAAAGAGGAGUAUAUGCAGGAAAUACAACCAGAUGAGUCCCAUAUUCGUUAUAUUUCUGAAAACUGAUAAUCGUCAGUUGAGGAUUGCAUCUCAAAGCAUUCUAAAAAGAAGACAAUGCUUAGAAGAAGGUCAAUUCUGAUAAGAUUCUAAAAAUCCAUUAUUUAUUGGUGAAACAUUGAAGGAGCAAUAAGUAAUAUUUUUGUGUUCUAUUUCUCACUUGCACAUUGCUUUUUUGUGGCUGGCUAUCGGGAGCGGCUGCACUGGACAAGCACUUACCUUGAGUUUACUUACAGAAAGCAGGGUAAAUUGACCCAUUAUACAUUUAGUAGCUGCUCUGUUUUCAAUCAAAAACCUCUGGUUGCAGUACUCAAGACCUGCCAGUUGCAGAGAUUGCUACUUAUAGAUUUAAAAAAUAUUAAUUUUUUUUCAGAGUUUUAAAAUAUAUUGUUGUAUUUUGUAAGAUUUUUCAACCCAUAACCUUCCACACUUAAUAACUUAUAUAAUGGUGUUUUUUUUCCUAAUUUCUGGGAUUUCAGAGUUUCUUAGUUUUGCUUUCCUGUCAUUUUUAACAGUUUUAUCCAUAGUUUUGCUUUGCCCCCCUCCCCAGUUUAGCAGUAUUCAAGCAAAGCGUCCUUUCAUUCGAAUGUUAUCACUUCUGUUUUUGGGACAUGAACAGCACACAGUAGACUGAGCUCUACACUGGAAGCAGUGCUCUUACCAGAUGAGCCAUUUAGGGGGCUACGUAUUGUAUGUUUUUAAUAUUUCAUCUACAAAUUUCAUCAAAUGUUCUCACAAACAGUGCAAGUAACAUUGUGUUUCUCGUGUUAUCAUUGUGAUGUGAUUUUAUACCUCUUUACUUGCUAUUGUAGCUGACCAGUACGAAUCCUAGUCUGGUUUGGACUUCUCACCUGAUAGGAAAUCUGUUUGAGGUUUUAUUAAAGGUUUUUUUUUUUUUGAAGCUGUACUUAAUUGAUUUACCUUCAUUUCAGGAAUGAAGGGAAAAGAAAAAUGAGAAAGGGAAGUCUCUGUCAGUCUCCUUGUGGUUGUUAUGCAUCAGUUACCCCAAACCAAAAGACUUUCUUUCCCCACCACACCUGUUCUUUAAUCUUCUGAGAUUUGCUGUACAAAAUUCUGAGACUUCUACUAAAUUCUCUUUGAUGAAACCCUGUAUCCUCAUGACUAGGGUCUGUAGUUCUUCUUGCCUGUCAUUCCUGUAUUUCACAUGUAUAUGAAGUUAGUGUUGAUAAUAAAAACGAUGUAUUUUGAAGUGUUUUGCCCAUUCUAAACAGCAAGGCCCUUCAAAGCUUGUUUGGGGAAAUGUGCUGAACUGGCUUAAAUUAUAAAUGAUUCUCUUUCUUCGGGAGCUGUAAUGCAUAGUAACUCAUGAUCAAAUAUAGUGUUGUACACUUUCCAUAGGUUGUACCACAGCUUUCCUGAGAUCAAGUGUGUAAGAUUUUACACUGUCCCACACAGUGGACAGAACUUCAGACAUCCAGUAUGAAGAGUGGCAAAAAGAAGAAAGAACUGAACCUGAAAAAGCCUUUAUUAACCCCAAUUCUCAAUGAUCAUGGGAAAGCUGGAUAUAUUUUUUCGUUUCAUUUCACAUAAGUUUUUUAUUCAUACAUUUGUUCUCAGUCCCAACGAAAUCUUGGUGUCAAGUAAAAGUUGAAUUUUCAUUAAAAGAGAAUUUUGUCUUUUAAUGUA